Aspergillus mulundensis is the source of this 663-nucleotide messenger RNA. RefSeq lists its product as uncharacterized. The record is from RefSeq and is a predicted model, not a curated record. The transcript has 2 exons. The coding region runs from base 1 to 663 and encodes 220 amino acids. NCBI's taxonomy places the organism in Eukaryota, Fungi, Ascomycota, Eurotiomycetes, Eurotiales, Aspergillaceae.
AUGUUCUCCGCCACUCGGUUGAUGCGACCUCCGUUGAGAGUCCGUCAUGGUGGGCAGGACGUCUGUGCGAACGUAGAUCUGCCCCCAGGGGCGAUGGACAUCGACACGGGAUUGAGCAAUGCCGAAACCAUGCUCCUUUUAAUCCUGGCGAGUUGCGUCUCGCACGCCUUCGCAACAGACACGCGGUUUGUCAACUUCUUCCCAAUGCAUCGGGCAGAGUUCAUCAGAAUCCGCGACAGCGCGUGUGCCGACCUCUUCGCACGCAAACAAGCCGGAGAACCCAACACCUGCCACCCCCUGCUAAACUGCAUUCUCGAACAAACCAGCGAAGCAAUCAAAGGCGACAUCUCAGGCGCCGUCAUCGCGCUAGGCCUCAUGCCUUCCAUCCUCACGCUUCUCGGCUCCAACACCGCAGAGCUCGCUCUUCUCGCCAGACGCCGACCCUUCCUCGCACUGCUCCUCGCGUGUGGUUCCCCCUCCGUCAGUCCCCUCCGUACAUUCGUCUAUCCGAGUCCGGUGGAAGAUCUGAAAGGUCGAAAGGGACGGCUGGCACCGAUAUACUUCUCCCCGGUACAGGCGGCUUGUGUCUCGAUAGUACAAUAUGCGCUUGUUGCGGGGGCCGUCGCGAAUGUGUAUCUAGCGGCGUUCUAUGCUGGGCGGUAG